Nilaparvata lugens (brown planthopper) is the source of this 5865-nucleotide messenger RNA. RefSeq names its product phosphatidylinositol 3,4,5-trisphosphate 3-phosphatase and dual-specificity protein phosphatase PTEN (gene Pten). Gene Ontology annotation, biological process: regulation of phosphatidylinositol 3-kinase/protein kinase B signal transduction; negative regulation of cell population proliferation; phosphatidylinositol 3-kinase/protein kinase B signal transduction. The transcript has 11 exons. Gene Ontology annotation, molecular function: phosphatidylinositol-3,4,5-trisphosphate 3-phosphatase activity; protein tyrosine phosphatase activity. Lineage: Eukaryota; Metazoa; Arthropoda; Insecta; Hemiptera; Delphacidae. Gene Ontology annotation, cellular component: cytosol; cell projection; nucleus. The record is from RefSeq and is a predicted model, not a curated record. The coding region runs from base 389 to 1792 and encodes 467 amino acids.
AGUGUCACAAUAUGGCUGCUGAAUGUCUCGUACGAAGACAAAGGAGCGUUGAGUGUAUGUAUACAUAGUUAACAUUUGUUGCAAAAUCUUUCAUCAUGGCAAACGAAUAUUAAAUCUUUAUAUAUUAUUAUUAAUAGUGAAUAAAUAUAAUUCUACUGCUGUGCAUUUUAUAAUCUAAUUUCAGUGUCAAAAGAACAAAAUAAAUCCUAAACAUUGGCGACUUGGCUUCUGCUCGUAUUGUUUUAGGAUUAUGAUGUUGAUAUAUUUCCAAAUCCUACUAACCUUGCCGAUCCAACUUGAAUCAGAUCCACCCCAUGUUUCUCUGGAAAAAUAGAGAAAAUCAGAACUGGCUAGGGAAAGCAGCCAGUAUUUCCACUGCUACCGGAAAAUGGCUAAUACUAUAUCGAAUAUGAAGAUCAAUAAUCCCCUCAAGGGACUUGUCAGCAAGAAGAGAAAACGUUACAAGGAAGAUGGAUUCAAUUUAGAUCUCACAUACAUACAGGGCAAUCUGAUUGCUAUGGGAUUUCCCGCGGAAAGGUUGGAAGGGGUUUAUCGGAACCACAUCGAUGAUGUAGCAAAGUUCCUGGAAUCGAAGCACGAAGGCCAUUACAAAAUAUACAACUUGUGUUCUGAGCGUUCUUACGAUACAAACAAGUUCAAGCAGAGAGUGGCGCAUUAUCCAUUCGAUGACCACAAUCCGCCCAAGAUUGAGGUGAUCAAGCCAUUUUGUGAUGAUGUGGAAAAGUGGCUUUCGGAAGACCCCAGAAAUGUUGCGGCUGUGCAUUGUAAAGCUGGAAAGGGUAGAACGGGUGUUAUGGUGUGUUGUUAUAUGCUGCAUAGCAGGCUGUUCUCAUCAGCAUGUGAUGCUUUGAAUUUCUAUGGCCAGAAAAGGACAACGGACCGAAAGGGUGUUACGAUACCAAGCCAGCGAAGGUACGUUGGCUACUAUUCCGACCUUAUUCAAGAGAAUCUUGACUACACACCUGUAACGCUUCUUAUUAGGGAAAUAAGGCUGGAGCCUUUGCCCGCAUUCUUCAACGGAUGCCAAGGAAAUUUGAUGUUUGCAAUAUAUGAAGGAUCGAUAAAAGUAUAUAGCUCAGAAGUACUUGAAGUGAAAAAGGGGUCUACAGACUUCAGUUUUCGUUUAGAUAAGUGCGUUAAAGUUUGUGGUGAUGUUAAACUUGAAUUUUUUAAAGAGCCAAAAAUGAUGAGUAUGCGGAAGGAGAAACUUUUCCAUUUUUGGUUCAACACAUUUUUUGUUCGAGACGAAGUACCUGAUCAUUUUGAAAAUGGAAAUUGUGAGUUGCCUGAAAGAGCCAGUAGAGCACUUAGUUAUGAUGAACACUCAAAUAGUACACAACAACCACCCUUGAAUAAACCAAGGGCCGGAUCUCUUGUAACUUUAGGAAAUGUAUCUAAGUCACUCAUCCUAAGGAUAGGAAAAUGGGACUUGGAUGGCGCACACAAAGACAAGGCUAAUAAAUUAUUCAGUCCCGAUCUUAAGGUGAGCAUACUGCUGCACCGCGUGCCCUGCACUGAAGACGUGUCGGCGUCGACCGAGCCCUGGAUCAACAACCAACAGCACCUCCCCCCCUCCCCUCUGCAGAACCGCACCCCCUCCGAGUCCUCAGAGCCCGAAUCAAGCGAAGGAUCGACAGCAGACGACGAAGACGAGGAAGAAGAAGAGGGCUGGGAAUCAGUGGGCGGGCCGGAAGACGCACGCGUCGGUCGCUACCGACUCCUGUCAGACUCCUGCCCUCCUGACUUCCGGCAUCCCGAACUUCAGUCCUGAUAGAUUUACGCUAGAUGGUCAGCUGCUCCAUUACCAUUACGAGUCUCCAACACAUCUAUCACUUGUAUCAAUAUCUUACUUAUUCAGUCCAACUGAACAAAUUUGUGCUGAAAUGCGUUCACAUUUCACUAUGAUAGUACAUUGUAAAAUUAACAUCAAGGCUAAUUGCAUACUGAACGAGCUGGGUUAGUUUGUCUCUUGAUAUUCAUCUUCUCUUUACUUACUCUCUCAAUUCGUUCCUCCUCUAAACACGGACUUGUUCCAUAUUAGAGGAGUGUUUUCAGGGGAAUGUAUUGUUAAAUGUACACUUUCUGAAAAUAAAAUGAAUUCAAUGUAAGUAAGUGUUGAAAAAUAUAAUUUUUGAAUAAUAAUUUCUAACAGCCGUCUCGUUUUGGUGACUGUAUCAUCAGAAUUUUUCUCUACUACUAAUAAUUUGUUAUAUUUAUAAAAGUAAUGUAAUGUUUUGCUGGUCAUGCUCCUUUAUAGACCUUUGACUUGUGCGUGGACUAAUAAUUUAUUUGUCAUUUAUUUAUUGGGGAAGUUUGUUCUAUUUCAAAUUCUCUGUGGUUAAUGCUAUCAGGUAUUCUAUGAAAAUUGAAACUGGUUUCAUACAUGUAUAAUAUUGAUACUAUAAAGUCUUACCAGAUAGAAUUCUAUAUUCAGAUUAUUAUUCUAUAAUAUCAAAAAUUAUUCUAUUUUCUAUUUACAGAAAUAUUAUAUUAUUCGGUAUCCUCAAAAGAUUUUUUUCAACAACAAUCAACACUAAUUUAAUCAAUAUUCAUUUAUUCAGCAUGGACCUUUUUUCGAGAGAUUAAAUUGUAAUUUAUACGAAUUAGUAUACUGGUAGUACUAGCACUAGUAUUUGAACAAGUUCUUUUGUGUAGAGUAGGCCUACUAUGUACUCUUAUCCGUGAAAAUUGUGAUUCCGUGCUUCGCUGACAGAAAUAACUUGUUAAAAGGCAACUUGUUUUAGUAUUUUAAUAAUCAUCAACUUUUUUAACCACGCAUAAGUCUGCGGCUCAUAUGAAAAUAAUUCAUAACAAAUGAAAUUAUUGAUAACUUUCGCGGUAUGCAAUAGCUAGUCAUGGUGAAGCAAAACAUUGCUGAAAUAAUUUAGUAUGAAAUGACAUUCUGAUAUCUGCGACUGUCUUACGUUUUCAGGCUUAUCCACUAGUCCACAUCCAAUACUAAUGCUGUGAUUUCAAUGUGGCAUUUCUGCUACUGCUAUCAUCUCUCACCUCACCUCAUUACCCACCCACGCACAAUUCAUAGACUUCCCAAAAAUUACUAGUAGAUGAAAUUUCCAAUGCUUCAUCAGGUUCAUCAUUGCAAACUUGAAGCAAGCAACUCAGAGCUUCUAGAUUUAAAUUAAAAAAAAAAGUUGAAUCAAUCAUUUUGGAAAUUCCAUGCGUUUCCUCUUUCUUAUUUGCUCGUUCACCUCACAGCUAAGCUCAAGCUGCAUUCUAUGAAAAAUCAGAAACAAUCAAAGUAAUAUUGUAGUUGUUCUUACUAAGAUUGAAGGAAUGAUGGAACCAAGCAAUUAUAAAACAUUCAAUCUUUUUACUUUUAUAAUUUGACCAUAUUUGGUCUUACUAAAAAGUAACUUCAUCAAAUUAAUUUUUCGAAGCUCAAAUCGACUCCAUUAUAGGCUAUGUAAUAGAGAAAAGAUUGUACAAUGGUAUAGGGCGUUUAUGUUUCAAAUUUCACUGUUUGUUCAAGCCGAUAGUCCACAUAGUUGUUUUUGGUGAAGUUACGUGACGCUGGUAGUAUCUCAUACUGUUAGAAUAGUCGACAUUAAUCGGCUUAAACAGUGAUAUUUUGUGCAUUAACGCCAUAUAGCAUGGGAUAUCACCUCAUGUUCUCUUUCCUCUCUUUCCAGUAUUUUAAAUUGAGUUUAUCUUCAAUAAAUGACUUGAUCACAAAGUAUCUAUUGUUAAGCCAGCACCUUCUGUUAGUAGUGGAUAUCCCCAUUGUGAUUAGUGUUUGUUCGAUUGAAUUCAAGUUGAAAUUCAUUGGGAAUUUGAUUUCUUUUAAUUUUUAGAAAGAGUAAUAUUAAAAGUGGAUUGCAAGACAGACGCAGUUUUAAAAUGUCAAGUUGUAAAUGUGAAGCAGCUAUUAAGAACUCAUUCGAUGUCAGAUACUAAUUCUAGAAUGAUUCUAAUUAUCCUCCCUUACAAAAGGCAAUGUUAAAAAUGAUGUUUCAAUCUAAAAUCUUAAGUCUGAUUGCCAAUUGCUGAUUGUCAGUGAAAUUUGAUUAUUUUCAUUGAUGGUACAUGUACUAUGUACAUUCUUAUUAUGCUGAUUUUCAUUCUAUUUUCCAGAUUUAAAUCGGAUUUCUUGAAAAUCUUGAAAUUAAAUUGUAGUAUUUCUAUUUGCCAGUUUCAGAGCAGGUUCGAUCUGCAACUUUCUUAAUUUUUCCUUUGAAUGGGAGAUUUUAAGUGUAGCAUUUAAUUGACAUUUUCAAUCAUUGAAAACUAGAAAGUUACACGCAUUCAUCACUUUGCUAUUGCUUUUAUGCAUGAAAUGAUCUGACCAACUUAUAGUCAAAAUGCCUUUACUUAUAUGAAAAAUUAGCUUUAAUGACGAAAAUAAUGUACUUGGAUAAUACUCACUCAAUUUUCUAUCCGAAAUGUGUUGUAAUGAUAUAAUUGUCAGAGUCGUUCUAGUGCUACAAAUUGAUAUUAAAUUUUUGUAAGAAUGUAAUAAAAAUUCAACAAUAUAUAUGUUUAGUAGAAACGACCUUGAUUUUGGUCUAUUCUUGCCACUUAUCUUACUAGGUCCAAAAUAUUUUAUGUCGAUACACUUAUAAUGUAAGUAAGCUUUAUCAAGAAUUUUAUAACUAACUUGCUGUAAGUCGCAACUAAUGGCACAUAUUGAUGUAUUUAUGGGUAUUUGUACUAUGUCCCUUUGUUUAACGGAGAAAUAUCAACUCAUUCUACUGUGAUAGUAAUGCUAUUUAAAUUAAAUCAUGGACACAUAUUCAGUAUCUUUGUAUUACUGCUUUUUGGGCCUACCCUCCAAUUUCAUAUGGAGUGAGAAAUAUUCUUUGGUGAAAUUACAAUCUAGCUCUGGUUUCACUUCAAAGUCGAAUAAAAAGUAAUUACCGAUUGAUAUUAGCUGGAGUAUAUAAAAAUUAUUCAUGCAUAAAUUAAUUACUCAGUUUUUUAAACAAAAUUGAUCUCAGUAUUUAUUUUAUUGCAGACUUCAUUUUUGCAUUAUCCUGACUUGUGAGUGAAAAUUUUAUUUUAUCAUUGCCAUAAUCCAACCGACUCACAUUUUCAGUAAUUUCUAGUAAAACUGACUCACCAUACACAUUGAUUCAGUUUACUUGGAGUCUCAAAACAAAACUACUAUGUAGAAAAGCCCUUCUAACUUUCGCUUGUCCUUGUUUUAUGUCUAUAGCUUCUUCCACAGUUUUCUUGAGGCGACAGACUUGAUUCAAGAUGAUUUCAGCAUUUAAAAUUUGGUACAUAGUACAAACUACUCAGUUUGAUUGUUCAUAAUUUGUUAGUGUAACCAUAAAUGUUGUAGACCUUCCAGUAACUACGUUUUUCAUAAGCAUCUCAAUGAUUUUAAUAAAUAUUUGCGAAAGAGAAUUUGUGCUAUGCUAGAACGAUGAUAAUUUUUGCAGCAGCACAUUUGAAAUGAAAUAUGCUUAGGCAUAUUUGUUGUAGUUCCUGUAAUUCGAUUGAGGAGCCAGGUGUUACUGAAGUAGCCUAACGGUUGUAUGCCUUACAAGAUGUGCGAGUCAUGGUCACUGGCCUGGUCCGUUAUGGGUUGUCAUGGUACAAACUAGUUUUAAACGUGAAUGACAGAUGUUUGUAACAUUUUAGAAUAGAAUUAUAUGUUUUAUACUUACUGAGUAAUAAUAUAGCAUUCAUCGUCUACUAGGUUCCACUAAUAAUUAUUGUCCACCUGUACUUGAAAUCGUAACUAUUUCAAGUUAAUUUCAGAACAAUUAUUUUCUACUCGUAUUGUUGCAGAAUACUUCUGUUAUUGCCAAAACUCAAAAUUGAAAAAUAAAUAUACUUUGAAUUGUAUGUAUAUGCAUUAAACUUGUUCUACUUUGAAAA